AUGAACCCUACUAGCGCGCCAAAAGGAUGUGGCUCCAGCAUCAGCUCCAUCUACUACAACCUGUGUGACCUGACCACCGUGUGGGGGGUUGUGGUGGAAGCCGUUGCCGCCGCUGGUGUGGUGACUUCCUUUGUCCUGUUUGUCAUUCUCAUGGCCUGCCUACCAUAUGUGACAGACAAAAAGAGAAAGGCUAUGGUGGCCCUGCAGGCCAGCAUCUUAAUCUUUACAUUGGGACUCUUUGGACUUACUUUUGCCUUCAUUGUGGGCCGGCACUCCACCAGCUGUGCUGCUCGAAGGUUCCUGUUUGGAGUACUGUUCUCGGGGUGUCUCGCCUGCCUGGUGAUGCAUGGGCUGUGGCUUGCCCUGCUGCAACGGAGAGGCCGGGGGCCGAGGAGCUGGAUGCUAUGCCUGGGAGCUCUGGGUCUCUGGCUGGUCGAGGUGAUCAUCAAUGCUGAAUGGCUUAUCAUCACUGUGGUCAGGAGCCCACCCAGAGGGCUCAUUGCCUCUGAUAUUUCCUGCAGCAUUGCCAAUCAGGACUUUGUGAUGGCUCUCAUCUAUGUCAUGGUUCUGCUGCUAGCUGUAGUGCUCAUGGCCGUACCCUCACUAACACACAAACAUAAGCAGUGGCGCCGAGAUGGAUCAUUCAUUCUAGUCACAGGGCUCCUCACCAUCGCUAUCUGGGUAACUUGGAUUGUCAUGUACAUCCACGGGAACCAAGUGGUCGGGAGUCCCAGUUGGGAUGAUCCUACUCUGGCUGUAGGCAUGGUGUCAAAUGCCUGGGUGUUCCUCUUUCUCUACACAAUCCCGGAAAUCUGCUUGCUGACACAGGAGGACCCUGACCAGGAGCAGCCCCAUGAUGGGGACGUCUACCCUGCCAGGAGUCUGGUGUAUGACACCAUCAUUAAGGAGCCGGAGCCAACCCAGCAGAACGUGUACAUGGAGAACAAAGCCUUUUCUAUGGACGAGCCUCCAACUGUACCAACAAAGCCGGUGUCUCCAUAUGGGGCUUACAAUGGUCAGUUGCGAAGUUGUGUAUACCAGCCCACCGAACUAGCCUUGAUUGCCAAAGGUCUGACAAAGAUGGACCAAGACACGAUAAUGCUUCGAACAACACCCCCGUCUCUGAAUCCAGGAAGUAGCAGCUCCCUGACUCGUUCAGUUGAGUCCUUAGCACCAUAAGGACUGUCAGAGGCUGGCAGACUGAGUCAAGAGCACCUUGUCACCUACACACUCGGUUGUUACAGCAGUGAAAUAAAUAUCGACUGGGGGUUUGUUCUCAAGAGUUCCUAGUAUCAGCUGUUUUACGUCACAAUUUCUCUUCCUUGUCAAGAUACUUAAAAUAGCAAUACCAAUUGAAUCUACAGCAAUUUGUAGUAAUGUGACCAAGUUCCUCUCACAAACUACUUCUUUUACUACAUUCCUCUGAUACUGUAGGGCCAAGUGUUGCACAUACAAGAUUGUAAUAACU
This is a messenger RNA of Stegastes partitus (bicolor damselfish), 1468 nucleotides long. Its product is annotated as G-protein coupled receptor family C group 5 member C-like. The coding region runs from base 1 to 1179 and encodes 392 amino acids. Gene Ontology annotation, biological process: G protein-coupled receptor signaling pathway. NCBI's taxonomy places the organism in Eukaryota, Metazoa, Chordata, Actinopteri, Pomacentridae. Gene Ontology annotation, cellular component: intracellular membrane-bounded organelle; plasma membrane; extracellular exosome. The transcript has 3 exons. Gene Ontology annotation, molecular function: G protein-coupled receptor activity; protein kinase activator activity. The record is from RefSeq and is a predicted model, not a curated record.